CGGCACCCAGAACCAGCCCUGCUCCCUCCCGGCACCGCCGCCAUGAACACCUUCCUGCUCUCGGCACUGUGCCUCCUCGGUGCCUGGGCUGCCCUGGCAGGGGCGGUCACCGUACAGGAUGGAGAUUUCUCCUUUCCUCUGGAGUCCGUGAAGAAGCUCAAAGACCUCUGGGAGAUCCAGGAGCCCAGGAUUUGGAACUACAAGAAGCUUGCACCUACCCCUGGUGAAUCUGAGGUUCCCGCCCUCUGCAGUCACCCCGAUUUUCCCGAAGAACUCAAGCCUCUCUGCAAGGAGUCCAACGCCCAGGAGAUCCUUCAGAGGCUGGAGGCCAUCGCGGAGGACCCGAGCACGUGCGAGAUCUGUGCCUAUGCGGCCUGUGCGGGGUGCUAGGACUCCUCGCCCGGCCUCUUCCCCUCCCCGCGGGAAGCCCCUUCCCCUGCCGGUAGUGCCACCCUUCCCUGCCACAGACACAGGCGGAGGGCAGAGAAGGGGGCCUGCCGAGGGGAUGGGUGCCCGGAGACCCAGUGCUUCCCAGGACCCCUCCAACGCCCAGCUAAUAAACCAGAUU
Messenger RNA from Tupaia belangeri chinensis (Chinese tree shrew), 568 nucleotides. It is a transcript of the gene GUCA2A, whose product is annotated as guanylate cyclase activator 2A. NCBI's taxonomy places the organism in Eukaryota, Metazoa, Chordata, Mammalia, Scandentia, Tupaiidae. Gene Ontology annotation, cellular component: extracellular region. Gene Ontology annotation, molecular function: guanylate cyclase activator activity. The coding region runs from base 43 to 390 and encodes 115 amino acids. The record is from RefSeq and is a predicted model, not a curated record. The transcript has 3 exons.